This is a messenger RNA of Sarcophilus harrisii (Tasmanian devil), 2106 nucleotides long. It is a transcript of the gene NSL1, whose product is annotated as NSL1 component of MIS12 kinetochore complex. The transcript is spliced from 6 exons. Gene Ontology annotation, biological process: mitotic sister chromatid segregation. The record is from RefSeq and is a predicted model, not a curated record. NCBI's taxonomy places the organism in Eukaryota, Metazoa, Chordata, Mammalia, Dasyuromorphia, Dasyuridae. Bases 8 to 865 code for a protein of 285 amino acids. Gene Ontology annotation, cellular component: kinetochore; MIS12/MIND type complex.
AAUAAAAAUGGCGGGGAACGCGGACCUGCCGCCGGGGCUGGACGAGGGGGAAGGCGAGGGGAAAGAGGUCGCUUCGGGAGCCGUGUCAGCCUCGGCCUCGUCCGGGGGCCCCGUAGAGGACUUCCGGGUACGCUGCUCCUCGCAGAAAGCUGUGGCCGACGUGCUGAAGUUGUGCGGCCGCUUCAUCCGGGAGCUGGGCGACGUCUUGCCCGAAGAGACCCGCGAGCUGGCGCUGAAGGACGCGCUGUGGAAUUUUGAAACUGCUGUGCAGGAGAAUGUUAGUUUCAAUGGGGAGGCUUGGCAGGAAACUUCAGAUAAAGAACUUUCUGUAGAUCCCAAGAUCAGAAUUCUUGAAGAUCAAUUUGAUGAAGUUAUAGUAGAUACAGCUACGAAACGUAAGCAGUAUCCCAGAAAGAUUGCCGAAUGUGUCAUCAAAACUAUGAAAGCACAACAUGAACUUUUGAAGCACUACCGACCUGUUAUACAUGCAGAGGAGAUAAAAUCUGAUGCUAAACAAGAAUCUUACAUGGAAAAUUUGAAAAGCAGAGGAGAAACAGCUACCAAGCAGAUUACUGAAAUAACAAAGACCUUGCCAGCGUUGAUUGAGCAAGCAGAGGGGUUCUCCAAAGUUCUAACGAUGCAGCCCAUUCUACAACUUCAAAAGCUCCAUCAAGAAGUUUUCUCUGGAAGCCAUUCGAAAGAAGCUAUAAAACCUGAGAACUUUAUAACACAAAUAGAAACCACCCCCACAGAGACUAAUGCCAGGAAAACCACUAACAUAGUGUUGAGGAGAAAGAAACCUAAAAACUCUCCACAAAGAAAACAGUAUCCAUUGUUGCAAAGGAGAAUUGAUCUUGAUUCAUGAGAUGCUCCUGUUUGUCUUGGAAGUGGUAAAAGGGCUUUAUCUGUAGCAUUAAGCCUAACUGAAACUUUUUGCAGAAUAGGAAAUGAAUUUUUUCAACCAGUCAUGCAUUAAGCAAAUGUAAUAACUAUAUAACCAAUCAAUGAACUUGUGAUAUAGAUAUAGUGUAUAUAUUUAUUCACCAUUUCAACUGCAAUGAGAUGAAAAACUUGUGUUUGAGUUUGUGAUAUAAUGGCCAUAAGUAGGCAGUUCUGGUGUAGAUGUUCCAUAUUCUCAAGUACCAUCAAUUUUUUUUGUUUUGUUUUGUUUUCAUGGUCACUUUCAUGGAAUUUCAUGGUUGAGAUAAAUAAACUAUUAGACUUCCAUGAAUUAUAUUUUUUUAAAUAAAGGUAGCUUACUAACAAUUUAUAUGUUUAACCUAUUGAAAAGGAAUCAUCAGUUAUGAGCAAUAGAUGUAAUUUUGACUUUAUAAAUUAAUAUCCAGAUGGGAAAAUGAUAUUAAUAGUGUUAUUCCUAUUCUUAAUUUGGAUUUUUCAUUUGGACUUAAUGAAUCAAUAUUUUCGUGUGAGACUUUCAAAGGUUACUUAUGUUUAUUUAGACAGUAUUCUUGUAAAUAAAAGGAGACUCCAUUGUUUUCCUUGUACAAUGUAUAUAUUUUUUAUAUUUCAUAAAGCUUUUAGUCUUCAAACAGCAUUUGACUGUCAAGUACUGUUUUCAGAUUUUAUAUUUGUGUUUAGUUCUAGUUCCAAGUAUUUGUGUCAGAUUAACACUUUGAUACAUAAUUUUGACACAUUAUGAAAGAAUGUAUAUGUAUCCAUACUGAACUAUUUUACAUCAAAAUAAUAUGUAUGUAUUAUAUAUGUAAUCAUUGUUAGAUUGACUGCAAGAGAGUGAAUAAUCCUUUAUCUUCCAUAUUUUUUUCAAGUCACAGUUUUUAACAUUUCCUUAUUAUAGCUUUAAGUCACAGUAUAAAGACAACCAUACAGUUUACCGUAUGUUUUUCUGUUUUCGUGACUGACAAUAUCAUCUAUUUUCAAAGGCUUUUGCUAAUUGUGAAAUUGAAAAAUCUCUCUUUAUUGGUUAUCAUACUGGUAGUAUCUUAAUCAUAAAUAUCUGAUUUUUACAAAAUCAGAAUUCCCUAAAUAAGAAAAUUGUAAAAGUAUUUUGUGUAUAUUUAUAUCACACUUGUAUUUGUAUAUUUGUAAAUAGAAAUGUAGUUUAUAUUAAAAUAAUAACACAAACAA